CUCAUGACUGAUGACCAUCUCUGGAGUCAGGACGUGUUUAAAGUACUUUUUCGGAGGGUGGACUAACCGCAGUAGUCGGUGAGUUGGCCAGUCCAUGCGGUUGUUUACCAUAUUUCUCAAUUUCUCAAGAAUAAGAGAUGCCCUUUGGUCGAUUUGGCACGCCCUAUGUGCGUUGACAUUAGGAGUGUCGUGAUUCUUUUGUCAAGUAUUAAUUUACAUUCACCCUUUUCUGCUGUGUACAAUGUCACUUUGGGGAGUGGAGGGUAAAGGGGGUGUGAUCCCUCACCCCUUGGCCAGGUCAGGAUGCAGGACCUUAGCGAAGGUUAGGCUAGGAUGCACCCCAAUUGAAUUAUGACUUAGAUCUGCUACUUAAAAGACUUCGACCCAAAGACACUGACUGAUAUAUUGAUCGCUGUUUUCUUAUAUUCGUCUUUUUAUUAUAUUUAAUAUCAUAUUUACAUUCUUUUGUUCAUGUUUUUACUUUCAUCCCCAAGGGGUUGGUGGUAAAAACAGCAUCCAUUUUGCAAGUAAAUUGGCAACCAAACCUGAGUGGCACUGUGGUACUAUACCUCUUCUGGGACUUUUAUCAGCCUUAAUUGAAUAAUACAGCAAUAGCACAAUUUACCAGCCUGAUAUGUACAUGAAUCAAUUUUUUUUUUUUUACUGGUUGCCUCAUGUUUCAUUCAUUUUUAACCAUUGCUAUUGGUGCAAACUAUUCAAUUAUUUGUUUAUUGUGUUUGUUUCCUCUCUAGAAAUUUUGAGUGGAUAGGAAUGGAUAUCUGAUUGAUUGCCUAACACUAUAUUUAUUAUAAAAAAUCACCCAAAGUUAUAGUAAUGGUUGUCUUUAUCUUGAAAAUUUGGUAGAUUUUUUUUAUUUUAAUUGAGCAUUCAUUUAUUACUAUAGCUAAUGAUUAAUUUUGUAUACUUUUUUAUGUGCUACAGUGCAGGAUUUUGUAGAUUAUAAAGUAUGUUUAUUUUUAAGGAAAGUGUUUGAUAGGUUUCAUCUAAUUGCAAUUCUUUUUCCAGUCGGGAACAGAGUUCAGAAGAAAGUGGGACCGAGAUGAGUACGAAUCGCUUGCUCAGCAACGUUUACGUGUUGAACGGGAUGUUGCGCAAGCUCAGAAUCAGAAGGCUGUUCCCGUGAAACGAGAGUUCUUGAAGCAGAGAGACUACAAAGUAGACAUCGAUUCAAAACUUGGAAAGAGCCAGGUUAUAACAAAAACUACUCCUGCAUCGCAGUCUGGAGGAUACUACUGCAAUGUUUGUGAUUGCGUCGUCAAGGACUCUAUAAACUUUCUUGAUCAUAUCAAUGGAAAGAAGCUUCAAUGGUGAGAGGAAUAAAGGACCUUUGGAACUGAGAAGUUUGACAGUGAGGCACAUUUACUGCAUGUAGAUAAAAAUACAGGUAAUGCCACGGAGGAAAAUGAAAAAACGAGAACUGCCGAGAUCUUUUGGUCGUAACGACCUUUAUCUAUAGGCAAGACUGAUCAGAACGAUGAAAAAUACAGUACAUACAGAAUCUUUUACGCGGUUAUUAUUGCUGUUGGUCAGAAGAUGAACCCUGUUCAUGUGGAAGUAACAGAAGAUCAACGAAAUUUGGGUAUGUCCAUGCGCGUUGAACGUUCAACAUUGGAACAAGUUAAAAAAAGAUUCGAUGUGAAUAAAAAGAAGUUGGAAGAAAAGAAAAAAGAUUAUGACAUUGAACAGAGGAUGCAAGAAUUGAAGGAGGAGGAGGAAAAGCUGAAGGAGUACCGGAGAGAAAAACGCAAAGAAAGAAAGCGAAAAGCAGAUUCCUCCAUUGACGACGACAGUGGUAUGGAUCCAGAGAUGGCCAAAAUAAUGGGUUUCGGAGGAUUUUCCUCAUCCAAAAAAUAAAAUGCAAUACAUAUAUUCCUAUUUCUGUACUCGAAGCAUCAUUUUUGUAGA
Molecule: messenger RNA, 1926 nt
Organism: Macrobrachium nipponense
Lineage: Eukaryota; Metazoa; Arthropoda; Malacostraca; Decapoda; Palaemonidae
Product: zinc finger matrin-type protein 2-like
Exons: 7
Coding region: 1555-1875 (106 amino acids)
Biological process (GO): mRNA splicing, via spliceosome
Cellular component (GO): spliceosomal complex; U4/U6 x U5 tri-snRNP complex
Source: RefSeq, a predicted model, not a curated record